AUGUGGUGGCGACUCUCUAAGAGAUACAAGCUAGCAUUGUUUCUGGUGGCAGUUGGUACGUUGAUCGUACUUUUGUUGUCACAAGUUUUGAGGCCAACCCGAAAACCAAAAUGGAAGGCGGUCGAGCCUAUUACACGUUACCUAGGAGUGCAGGACGUCAAUGACUCUGUUAUACGCCAAAUUCUCAACGAAAAGUAUCCUUCUGUCUACCAAAAUGAUACAAUAUUGACCGAUACAGUUUACGAUGACAUGUUCCUGUCCAAUAAGCAUUUCUUGGCUUCGCUCCUGUGGCCCAUGGCUGAUCGAUGUAAUUACUAUUUCGAUCAAGUGCUAAAACAAAACAGUGACACCAACCAACCUCUUAUUGAUGGCCACAGACCCUUUAAGUACGAAAAGAUCGCUAUGUUUGGUUGGGAAGCGUUUUAUAAAGAGUUCAAACAACGUCGCUGGAACGACGAAAAGCGAAGAAUUUUGGAAGAGCUUAGGGAAAAACGUAAACAGGAGCUCGAAAAUGAAGGCGAAUAUGACGAAGACAUGGAGUUCUCGGAAGAAGAAGUUGGCUUCAAAGAUGACAUGGUAAAGCUUGAUGAAGAGCAAGUUGAGCAUGACAUAAAGGAGCUCUACGAUGCCACUCGCAAGAUCAUUGAUCAUGAUCAUGAGACUUUAAGGAAGUUUCUAUCACACUCUCGUGUGUUCAAUAAGUGCUUCUUGCAAAUGUCGAAGCCCCACCAAGAUGACAACAUCAAGUUCGUCAAGAGUCAAGAAGACUUUGCCUCGGAGUGGCGUUCUCGUCAAACCCAUCCUAAACAUCAUCGAUGGGAACUGUGUCGAGAGUUGGAGCGAAUAAUAUACCCAUGGUUAACUGGGGUGUCGCCAACUGUAACAGAGUUGACAACCGGCAAAGUUCAACAGCUUGAAACGAAUCAGCACGAUUGUUGGCUCGGUCAAUGGCGUAAUCGCUUACGCCGUCGAGGCAUCGUUCUCACGAUUUCAAAUACACAUGUGGAUGAUACUGUCAAGCUUAUCGCAUUACUUCAAGAGCAUAAGAACGAAUUGCCAAUCGAAAUAAUCUAUCGUGAAGAUCAACUUGGUGACGUGGAGAAGGAAAAGUUGACGAAGGCCGCUAAAAAAUGGAAUCAAUCUAUUUGGAUGGUCGAUAUUACAAAAUGUGUGGCUGAUAAUUAUGUUGAGAAGUUUGAUGGAUUUGGGUACAAAUUGCUUGCCGUUUUAUUUAACACAUUUUCAGAAAUAAUGUUGAUGGACGCCGAUACCGUACUUAUACAACCUCCGGUCUAUUUCUUCGACAUGAAGAAGUAUACUCAACUGGGAACUCUUUUUUUCAAGGACAGGGCGAAUGUCGAAUUCCGCUUACACGAAGACAUUCCGUGGUUCAACUUCUUAUUUCCCUCACAAGCCGACGAAGCUGUGUUCAAUAUCAAACAAGUGACGGAACAUACUACCCAGCGAAUGUUCUUCACUGAUCGUUUCAAUCACUAUAUGGAAAGUGGCGUUGUUCUUAUUGAUAGAUCGCAGCACUUUGACCAACCACUCAUCAUGGCUGUCUUGUUUUGGUUUCAUCUGAUAAAAUACAGGGUUUAUGGCGAUAAAGAACUUUUUUGGCUCAGUAUGGCGAUGAUGGGUGAUGAGCGUUAUGAAUUCAACAAUCAUCAUGCUGCGGCGAUCGGUAAGAUCACACCAAAGAAGGAGUAUAAAGUUAAGGCGAAUGAAAUUUGCCUGAACCACCCAGGCCAUAUAUCUGAUGAAGACGAUCACAGCUUGCUCUGGUUCAAUUCUGGAUUCCAGCAUUGUGGUAUGCUGAAAUAUGUCAAUUUCGAAAAAGAGUUCGGUCGCAAACUUCGCUACACCGAUAUAAAGAAUGUCGAUCUAUUUAGAGAGUUCAUGACUCUGAGACUCGAAAUUGAGUCCGCUAUAAUUCCUCCUUAUCGUCAAUUGAUUGCGAAUAAUGACAAGGGUGAACCAAACCGUGCGUGGUCGCAUAUGAAAGAGUAUUGUGAUGAGUAUACUUGGUGCGGUGCACAUCAAAAUGUGGGUCACAAAUUGAAAGAGUACUGGGGCGAUUCUACAGCUUCCGAGAGUGUAAGCUCGAAACACCAGACCGAAGCACAGCAGGACGCCGAGUUGACAGGAGUGUGA
This is a messenger RNA of Diutina rugosa, 2154 nucleotides long. RefSeq names its product alpha-mannosyltransferase. Gene Ontology annotation, biological process: protein O-linked glycosylation. Gene Ontology annotation, cellular component: Golgi apparatus. The transcript has 2 exons. The coding region runs from base 1 to 2154 and encodes 717 amino acids. Lineage: Eukaryota; Fungi; Ascomycota; Pichiomycetes; Serinales; Debaryomycetaceae. Gene Ontology annotation, molecular function: alpha-1,3-mannosyltransferase activity. The record is from RefSeq and is a predicted model, not a curated record.